AUGGCAAAUAAAAGGAAUCUCCCAGUAAGGAGCAAUUUAGCAACGCCUACGUCGUAUUCUCAUGCCGAUGCACGUUCAAAUAAUUGUUAUAUGACUCCUCCAUCGUUCAAUCCUGUUAACCCAAAUCAAUCAAAUUCCCAAAUAUCUACACUCACAAUUAGUCCAGUGCCGUUCUAUGCAAACUCUCCUUAUGACAAACAGACCCCUAAACCCGAUAGAAAUCAGUUGAAUGCGUUUAAUGUUCAAAAAGUUAACCGAGAAGACCUUCUUCGUAUGUGGAGACAUGAUGCACUUAUGCAGGAACAGUACGAUACAGCCAUGUUUGUUGGAGAGACAGUACUCUCUAUAACCAACGAUCCUAAUGAUGCAUUCUGGCUGGCAAAAGUUUACUGUUCAACUCACAACUAUGCGCGAGCAAAGAGUCUUCUUCUAAAACAGGAUCUUCUGAAUCAAAGCUCUGCAUGCAGAUACUUAGCUGCAUUAUGCUGUGUAAAACUGUUUGAUUGGCAAGGUGCGUUGUCUCUCUUAGGCGAGGAAAACCCUUUUCGUUCAGGAACUGGUAAAUUGCCAAAAUUAAAAAUGCAGGAUGGAGGAAUUAAGCUUGAAGCUUCCAUGUGUUAUCUCCGGGGUGUGGUUUACACAAACUUAAACAACUUUGAUAAAGCAAAAGACUGCUAUAAAGAAGCUGUUUUGCUUGAUACAAAGUGUUUUGAAGCCUUUAACCAAUUGGUGUCAAACCAUUUGCUUACCGUGAAAGAAGAAUGGGAAUUGGUGAAUAGUCUUGACUUCACGGCAUAUUCAAAGGAGGACGCAGAUUUCCUUAGAGCAAUGUACACAUUAAAAAUUAAUAAGCUCGCCCAUGAAGACGAACUUAGUCGUGCUUCCGCUUACCUUUCUUCUGUAUCUGGUUUAAAAGGCAGUGCAGACCUACUCUUGUGUCGUGCAGAAGUCCUUUUCGUGAAGUCCUGUUUCAGAGACGCACUUAAACUCACGUCUCAAAUAUUGGAGAAUGAUCCUUACAAACUUGAAGCUUAUCCUGUUCACCUUGCUUGCUUACAUGAAUUAGGUGAAAAGAAUAAAUUGUUUCUUAUUGCUCACGACCUUACGGAUAAGCAGCCAACAAAAGCUGUCACUUGGCUUGCUGUUGGCAUUUACUAUUUAUGUGUUAAAAAAAUAACUGAAGCACGGCGUUUUUUUUCCAAGGCCUCCACAAUGGAUCCUCACUUUGGCCCCGCCUGGAUAGGCUUUGCUCACUCAUUCGCUGUAGAAGGCGAACACGAUCAAGCUAUUUCAGCUUAUACAACAGCGUCACGGCUAUUCCAGGGUGCACAUUUGCCAUACCUCUUUCUAGGUAUGCAACAUAUGCAACUUGGAAACAUGUUGCUUGCCGAUGAGUAUCUGAAAAGUUCAUAUGAAUUAUGUCAGCAUGAUCCCCUGUUACUAAAUGAGAUGGGUGUUCUUGCUUUUAACAAAGGUGACAUGCAACAGGCGAUCAAAUGGUUUAGAUCUGCACUUAAACUCGUGAAGAAAACACAAGGCAAUGAAACUGUGUGGGCUGCGACAUGGGCUAAUCUUGGACACGCCUACAGAAAAUUGAAAAUGUAUGACCCUGCACUUGAAGCCUUUCAGCAAGGUUUAUACCUAUCAUCUCGAGAUGCGAACAUUCAUACAGCAAUUUCACUUAUUUAUUUGCUGAAAAAGAACCCUGCGGAAGCUAUCAAGCAUUUGCAUGAGAGUCUUGCCAUUAGUCCUGCCGAGACUGUCAGUUCAGAUUUGUUGAAGCGAGCUCUGGAAGAAAACGCAUCUGCGUCAAAUGUGUCAGAUGUUAAUAUUGUAUUUGAAGACUCGGGGAGCGAGAGCAUGCAAAGUUCCUCAAAUGAUUUUGGGAGCAAUGUCGAAAUGAGUAUGGAUCAAAAUCUUAGUUCAAUGGGUGACUCCUUGGUGAACUCUACGCAAAGUUAUUUAGACUCGCGAUCUGAACUGAAUGUGGAAGUCUUUGAUAAUGCAAUUUUUAAAUCAUCUGAUGCUCGCAGUUUUAUGCGCAGAAUGUAAUGUUAAGUCAACAGUUGUUGAAUACGAGAUUAUUUCAUGUCAAUAAAUGAAGAAACAGUUUUCUAUAAAUGCAUCAUUAAACAAUAUCAUUACUCUAGUCAUGAAAAGACUAACAAAUAAAAUGUUAGCUUCUGUCAAUGGAAUGAGAAGAACGUAGCUUCUUAAAGGAAGAUGAAUU
Messenger RNA from Schizosaccharomyces japonicus yFS275, 2230 nucleotides. Its product is annotated as anaphase-promoting complex subunit Cut9. Lineage: Eukaryota; Fungi; Ascomycota; Schizosaccharomycetes; Schizosaccharomycetales; Schizosaccharomycetaceae. Gene Ontology annotation, cellular component: pericentric heterochromatin; anaphase-promoting complex; cytosol. Gene Ontology annotation, biological process: positive regulation of mitotic sister chromatid separation; anaphase-promoting complex-dependent catabolic process; protein ubiquitination. The transcript has 4 exons. The coding region runs from base 1 to 2052 and encodes 683 amino acids. The record is from RefSeq and is a predicted model, not a curated record. Gene Ontology annotation, molecular function: ubiquitin protein ligase activity.